Molecule: messenger RNA, 899 nt
Organism: Didymodactylos carnosus
Lineage: Eukaryota; Metazoa; Rotifera; Eurotatoria; Philodinida; Philodinidae
Source: the annotation of a GenBank genome assembly
CCCCAAAACACACUCCCACAAUAACGGCGAUUUAGGCGCCCCGAGCGUGUAUUAAUAAAACGCCUUUCCGGAACUGUCCCGUAAAAUACACCCCCCCCCCCCCCCCCCUAUGUCGAAAGUGCGUUGUGACGAAAGUUCCUUUUAUCUUCAUAUGUAACUGAAUAAAUUCUUGUGAUUUUUGUUAUAUAGAAUAUUCUUCCCAUUUGAAAAAUCUUUUAGCCUAGACGAAAUUUAGAUCGUGUUAGCUAUACUCGCCCUCAACGUCAGAUAUGUAGUCUUAUUUUAAAAAGACUAGGGAAAAAAUCAGGUAGUUUAACGGUAGAACAUCCGACCGGUUAUCGGAAGAUAUGGGCUCGAUUCCUGUUCUGAUUUUAUGAUCCUCGUUCGACAAGUCGUUCGUGCUUAUUGAGGCAUAUCUACGGUGGAUACAUUCUUUAGAUAUAGAUGGACAUCUGUCCUGAAUUUUAUUGAAUUGUUUCAACAACUUUUAACUUUUUCAUUUUCUUUUUAUUUAACACGCCCACACCCACACCCAAAUGCUAAUCCUUGUUGGCAACAAUUAGAACAAGCUUCAAAAGAAAAUCAAAUUUGCGAACUUCUAGGAAACAAUUACUAAUUAUGUUUUUUCUUGUUAUUAACAAAAAUUAUAUACUUUCAUUUUAAUGCAGUUUCAUUUAGAUACUAACAUUUAUCGGCGAAAGUUGAAUUGGCGAAACGCGACUUUACCACUCACAAAUGUUUAAAUGUUUAAUACUACCGAUGGAGAUGGUAACUGUUUAUUCUUACUAUUAUUAUCAAGUUUCUUUUUUUUCAUUUUAGUAUUAUCAACUUCCUGUAAAUCGUCAUAUGUUGAUUUAAUAGCCGAAGCGGCCAUAGAACGAGUUACACGAGUACUAUAA